AUGAGUUCAAAGUCGCCUCCUCCGCAUUUGCUCCCCGACUGGGAGCCGUCGUCGCUGCCGAGCCACAUUCGGCACGGCUCGGACGAUGGGCUCGCCAACCGUCUCAUCAAAUCUGGGUCCAGCCUCGACCCACCGAGCCUGGGCUUUCGCGACGAAUCUCCCUUAUCUGCCUGCAGCGACGAGGACGAAUGCUCUCGAAGCCAGGGCGAUAUGCCAGCGCGGCGACGGUCCGUGACCAUAUCGCUGAUGCCAACCGAGCGUGUGAACCGAGAGGCGGUUAUCGCCAGCGCCCACAGCAGCCGAGUUCACGCCGUCGAAUCGCCGAGACUUCAUGGGAAUGCACCGCAGAUCAUCUCGCGCGAGGCUUCGAUGAGCUCGUGGCAGCCUCCAGAGAGCUGGAAGUCUUUCGUCCUGGAGGCAGACGACAUCAGCCUCAAACAACCCUCCUCCAAGCCCAGCACCCCUCCAACCACCGAUAUCGUCAAAUCCACGGGCACGUCCAAGCCCAAACCCAGAUUACCGGCCACGAUAGCUCAUGUGAGCGACGAUGAGCUCUCCAAGCAUCCAUCCGCACACCCACGCCCUUCCGGUGCCGCUACACCCGAAUCAAGGCGGUCGGCGUCGGUUUCCAAGAGCCCUUGCGCUCUCAGCCGUGCGAACACGGCCAGCCAUCCUGUGUCGGAGCCCGACCUCCUCAGCGAAAAGAAGGGCCAGAGCGUGCACGCCGAUGACAGUGAUGCAGACCAUCGCCUUCUUGGCUCGACUGUGUGUCCGGCAUCGCCGAGUAUGACUUCCAAUCGUGAACAAAGGCGAGUCGAGAAGCUGUUUCCGGAAUAUUGCAAGACCGAAGUCGUCAACAGCUUCAGCUGCGCGCUGGAGAAAGAUGUCCUUUGGCAAGGAAAGAUGUACAUUACUGGGUCCCACGUCUUGUUCCACGGAAAUAUCUUUGCCCGGACCGUCGACAUUGUGUUGCCCUUUGAAGAAAUCAUCUCGAUCGAGAAAAAAUCGACGGUGGUGAUGUUUCCGAAUGCGAUCAGGAUAUGCACCACCUCCAAGAAGUGUGUCUUUUCGUCUUUCCUGAAGCGCGAUUCGGCAUAUCAUUGUCUGGUAAAUGCAUGGUGCCGACUGACAAGGAAGCCACAUCUCUUGGAGAGCAACGACGAUGAAGCACCCAGUGCCAGCAGAGACGAAGACGACAACCGCCGGAGCGAGGUUUCAACUACGAUGGCGAGUUUCCGAGGCGAGUCACUCAGCGCUGCGUGGUCCGAGACACCCGAUCAACAGCAUCGUUUGAGUCUUUCGAACUCACGAGCGCCAAGCAAGAUCGAUGUCGAUGUCGUGCUCAAUUCUCAGCGGCUGGCAUCGAUUGCCCCCGGUCCUGCCCCAAACACACCGCAGCUCCUCACAACGGGCCUGACGCCUACAGCAACAUUGCAAUCGCGCAAGCCUUCCAGUAGCUCGAUCGGCCCUCCUGUUCCUCUCGAGCCUCUCUCCAAGGGCCCUGGUCUCGCGGUCCCGAUCCCUGGCGCGGACCCGGUCUCAUCCGAAGACACGGACGAGAUUCCAUCCUGGCGCAAGUACAAGUACAAGAUCUUGGAUGAAGUCAUCGAGAUGGAUCCGCCAGCCAUCUUUGAGCUCUUGUUUGGCUCGAAUGGAUCGGAUGUGAUCCGAGCAACACAUGCCAAGCGCAAGACCGCCGACGUGCAUUUUGAGCCGUGGGAGCAAGUCGCCGAUGGACAGGGGCAACGACGUCUGGUGACCUACUGUCCAACAUACAAGACCACGAUGACUCAAAAAAAGAUUGCUCAAUGCACCGAGAGCCAGACUGUGGUCUCUAUGGAGAAGGGGUACUUCGUUGACUGCGUCAUCAAAACACCAAAUGUGCCUUACGGCAGCGACUUUGAGACGCACAACCUCUACAGCAUCGAGCCAGCCGAAGUCGGCAAGUCGCGACUGAUUGUCACCGCAAGCGCUGUGUUCCACCGAAAGCUGAUAUGGAAAGAUCGAAUCGAGGUGGGAAGUAUCGAGAGCUCGGAGCACUUUGCAAAGGAGCUCUGUAAACAGAUCCGCAAGUAUCUCAGGCGCAAGAACCAAGUCCCAGACCCAGCCUCGAUGGCGGCUGUGGGCGGGGGUUCUGUGCAGACCCCGACGCUGCUAUCGGUAUCACCUUCGACUUUGGCUUCAGCUUCGCAAACCAAGGCAGGGGCGGAUUCGGCUGUGAGCGUCGGGUCGGUGCUCACCGUCAUCCAAGGGUGGCUGUGGUUCCUGUGCUGGACGAUGUGGAAGCAACUCUAUGAGCAACUCUUGGUCCUCGUGGUCGGCAGUCCAUCUUUGUCGGAGAGCAACGGUGCAGCAACAUCCCCGGAGCGGCUCGGCGAGUCGAGCGAGCCCGAGUCCCUCGAGCAUCUGGAGAGCGAAGGAACGACCAAGCGACGCCGACGGUCGCUGAAAUGGCGCUCGGUGGGCAAACCUUCGCACCGGACGAUUGGCAAGAUGCAUGUCUCCAUGGCCGAGAUGACCCGGCACAGCCUUGAAACGAUUCCCGGGUCGUUUUCGUCGUUCAUGCGGGCUUCUGGACGCAACUCCUCGACAGCGUCGCUCGGAAGUCGAUCGCUGCUUGCGCUGGAUGGUCACCCCGGCCCUCGGUCCCGGCCUCGGUUGACGCUCGUGAUCCUGGCCGUCUUUGCCAUCACUUUGGCUCUCGCUGUUUUCAAUCUUUACUCCAUAGUGGCGCUUCGGGGUCAAGUCAAUGCUCUCUUUGACGACCUCAAGUCCCGCGAGCCCGGUAUCGCAGCUAGGUCCGGUGAUGCUAGUGCCUCAGCCGAGCCGUCCUUGCCGACCCCGCCAGUGGACUUUCGCCCCAACCAGACCGACUAUAUCGACGGCCAGCGUCGGAUUUAUCUCAGGCUGACCCGGCGUCUGGACCAAAAGAUCUUUUCGAUGAAGCGGCGGCUCCUGGAUCUCAACCGGGCCGUCGCCAAGCUGGGCCCGCAUGCCCGGCACUUUGAGUGGGAGCUAUCCGAAGCACUCGAGCACUAUCGGCAUCCCACCCGUCAUGAGGACGGGCACCAUCCCGACCAUGGUCGAGAAGACAAGCCUGAGCCCGCUGCUGCUCUAUACGGGGCUGCAUCGACACCAGCGCCAAGCAAGGUAUUAUCGAACAAGCGGCGGCCACGGAACUCACAGUCCAACCGCAAAGCCGCUGGUGCUGUUCUUGUGUGCCGGCGGCCCUGGGGCCCAACAGCAGGCGAGGAAGAGCGGUGGGCAUGA
Molecule: messenger RNA, 3270 nt
Organism: Polychytrium aggregatum
Lineage: Eukaryota; Fungi; Chytridiomycota; Chytridiomycetes; Polychytriales
Exons: 8
Coding region: 1-3270 (1089 amino acids)
Biological process (GO): intracellular sterol transport
Cellular component (GO): endoplasmic reticulum membrane; plasma membrane; endoplasmic reticulum-plasma membrane contact site
Molecular function (GO): sterol binding; sterol transfer activity
Source: RefSeq, a predicted model, not a curated record